This is a messenger RNA of Rattus norvegicus (Norway rat), 5438 nucleotides long. RefSeq names its product fuzzy planar cell polarity protein (gene Fuz). Gene Ontology annotation, biological process: non-motile cilium assembly; positive regulation of cilium assembly; vesicle-mediated transport. Lineage: Eukaryota; Metazoa; Chordata; Mammalia; Rodentia; Muridae. The record is from RefSeq and is a predicted model, not a curated record. Gene Ontology annotation, cellular component: cytoplasm; cytoskeleton.
UUAGGGCAAGGUAUUUACCACUAUGGAAUGAAAAAGCCACGCUGACUGUCGUUGCCAUUCAAUGCCUUAGCACUGUCCCCAUCUUCAACCCGUUGUUUAAAAAAUGUAUUACAGCACACAAGAAGGUUGGUAGGCAACGUCUUGUUACCACCACCGUCUUCAAGCUAGAUUCUUCAUUCUCGUUAUACAAAAGAUAAGAAACUGUCCGGGAACAACUUGAAUGCUUGGCAAGAAGUACUUGUCGCCAUCUUUAUUAGGGUCAUGAUUACUUCCGGCCGGGGCGGGGCCGGACCAGUUGGAGGGGCUGAAUUGAUGAUCCCGCUUCUCGCCCUUUGGCGGCUCCAAACAGCAGGCCACUUUGCCUACCCGCAUGCUCCCAGAUCCACACCGAGAGUCUCCAGGGGCGUGACUUUCCGGGUGCGGGCUUCGAGAUGGGGGAUGACGGGCCAGGAAGCACGGUGCAUCUGCUGUGCCUCGCAGCCUCUAGCGGGGUUCCCCUGUUCUGUCGGAGCAGCAGCGGAGGCGCCCCCUCCCGUCAACAGCUCCCUUUUUCUGUCAUCGGGUCCCUCAAUGGAGUCCACAUGUUCGGCCAGAAUCUGGAUGUGCAACUGAACUCCGCAAGAACAGAAGACACCACCGUAGUGUGGAAGAACUUCCAUGACAGCAUCACCCUCAUUGCUCUGUCAUCUGAGGAGGGCACCUCUGAGCUGAAGCUGGAAAGAAUGCUCCACAUGGUGUUUGGGGCCAUGGUUCUCAUUGUGGGACUUGAGGAGCUGACCAAUAUCCGGAAUGUAGAGAGACUGAAGAAAGAGCUGAGGGCCAGCUACUGUCUCAUUGACAGCUUCCUGGGGAAUUCAGAGCUCAUCGGGGACCUGACCCAGUGUGUGGACUGUGUCAUUCCUCCAGAGGGGUCUGUCAUGCAGGAAACCCUCUCAGGGUUCGCAGAGGCCACUGGCACAGCCUUUGUCAGCCUGCUGGUAUCAGGCCGGGUGGUGGCAGCGACCGAUGGCUGGUGGCGCCUAGGCAUGCCUGAAGCCGUGCUACUCCCUUGGCUGGUGGGGUCCUUGCCACCGCAAGCUGCUCGUGACUACCCAGUGUACCUGCCCCACGGGAGCCCCACGGUCCCCCAUCGGUUGUUGACCUUGACUCUGCUGCGGGGCCUGGAGCUGUGUCUGCUCUGCGGGCCGCGCCCGCCCCUCGGUGAGCUGGACCCACAGUUGCUGGAACGCUGGUGGCAGCCUCUGCUGGAGCCCCUCCGGGCUUGCCUGCCACUGGGCCCUAGGGCGCUCCCUGACGGGUUCCCGCUACACAGCGAUAUUCUUGGCCUGUUGUUACUCCACUUGGAACUGAGACGCUGCCUCUUUACCGUGGAGCCCUCAAAGGAUAAAGAACCGGGGCCAGCAGAGAAACAAGAAGAUACAGUCCACCCAGCCCAGACACCCAGGGCCUGCUAUCUUGUGCUAGGGCCAGGCAUGGGGUGGCAGCUGGUGGCUGUGCAGCUAGGGCUACGGCUGCUGCUGUUGAUGCUGUCCCCGCAGACUCCCACCCAUGGGCUGAGAAGCCUGGCCACCCACACUCUACAAGCCCUCACCCCGCUCCUUUGAUCACUUAGGGUGGGCAGUCAAUAGAUGGGGGUAAUAUUAGCGUCUCUCUGUUUAUUCGCUCACAAUAAUACACGGCCCCUGGACGGGGAGAGGGAGGGAGGGAGGAGGGUGAAAAGGAGGGAGGGGGAGGGGAGGAGGUACCUACUUCCCCGGCCCCCCUCCCCUCUGUGCUUCGGGGGACAAGGAAGGGAGGGUGCUUCCCUUGACCCCCCAGAAUGUAAACAGCAGCAGAUGAACAAAAAUAAAAUACAAAGGCCAGAGGACGCGCCAGGCAUGCCCCCAUCCCUGGGGUCUUUGCUGUCACCACUGGAGGUCCCCUCGCUGUCCCCCUCCACCACAGCUGCCUCCAUCUCAGGGCUGCCUGGCACCGGCCAUAUCCCAGGGCAAGUCCAGGGCUCAGAACUGCUGGGCCAGCAGCUCACAUAAGUGACGGGACACAGGCUCUUUGCUGGUGCGCAGGGUUAGGCGGUACAUCUGUGUGGAAGGAGAGAGCCCACCGAGGGGUACAAAGUCAGAGGGGUAAGGCAGGUAAAGGAAGACAGGUGAGAAGAUAAUGAGGAACAGGAAGGAGGGCAGGGCGUAGGGAAUGGGGUCACAGGGAGGUCCACUGCCCUCAGCACUCACUUGGGCCUGGGCAUUGGGCUCCAGUCGAAGCAGACACCCCACCUGCAGGGCUUUCGUCUGGAUGAUUCCAGCACCCACAAAGUUCUCAGGGUUGGGAUCCACAUUGUCCAGAAGAGCAGAGCCAAACCCCAGAAGCUAGAACAGCAUGGGUAUUAGAGAAGCUGAGAAGCCUCCAGCAUACUGCAGGCUAAACCCUCGCGUGUGAGAACUGGUCCAUCCAGCGGCCAGUACCCUGUAAAUGCCCAGUCUUUCUCACCUUGGCCUUUGUGACUUCAGCAUCCAUGGGGUGGUUGGCUUUGAAGAUUUUCUGUGCCUCCUGCAGGGGGCUGGGAGAUUGAAAGCACUGUCAGUCAUCUGAGGCCCUGCCCCUCAGCCCCGCCCUGUCCCGCAGCCCCGCCCCACCUCCCAGCCCUGCCCCUCACAGGCUCAGCUGCUUCCAGCGCUGGAAAAAGUCCUGGGCGGCCAUCUCUGUGGGCUGGAAGAAUUUGUUGAUGGUCACUGGGAGCUUCAGAGUGAGGGACUGGGCGGUGCCACCGUACCUGAGCAGAUGAGGAGCAGCUCAGCCAGGCCCCAUGCCUGAAGACCCUGCCUCAUCGCCCCACACCCCACACGGCAUUGCUCCUACCGGAAGCGCACCGACAGCAGUGGUGGCGUCAAGAAGUCUCGCAGACACUCAAUGUUGAGUACUUGCUGCACCUGUGCGCCACCGUCCACUUGUGCAGCUACACGCUUGGUCUGCACCGCCAGCUGUGGCCCCAUAGUCAAGGAAGCUAGAGACCGCGGUGGCACAGCUGAGACAUCGUGAGGCAGCACAAGCCCAGGUCAGCUAGAGGCUCUGGGCCAACAGCAGACUCACCUACACCUAACUCUUCCUCCUUCCUGUGAGAUCUGGGACACCUAGGAAUAUCCUUCUCCAGCCUCCACUCGUGCCUCCACUGAGUGAUGAUCCACAUGGAUCCUGAUGGGCAAGCUGGUAUUUUCUUAGCCUCCAAUGCAAACUAGGUACAUGAAAAUGUCCUGAGGGGUAGAUGAGAUCAUCUAGCACCGGAACAUGGCUGUGUUAGCGGUGGUCAUGCACCCAGAGGGAAGCAUUUACUGUCACCAUCUGUACUUCACAGUAUGGUGGGUCUGUACACUCAGCUACUUCAGACACAGCUAACUGUCUACCCUGGGCUCUGGAAAGGUUGGGGAACGAAGCAGAGGGCGAAGGGCUAGUUGUUGUGGUGUCACCCAUUCUGACUGAGGCCCAUAUAAGGGACAGCGGCCUGGCUCUCUCUGACAUACACCAUACUCUCCAGGACAUCCCAACUGCUCUUUCAAAGGCUGAAGCCAGAGUCACUGGUGCCUGCCUAGACUCAGAGCAGACAGAAGACUCACCUUGAUUCAAAGCCAGCCUCGUCUGUAGAGUGAGUGGAGGUCAGCCUAGGCUCUAUUAAACAGUUUCAAACACAACAAAAGAUCCUCAUGAGCAGAGAGAGGGAGAAUCUAGGAGGCAAGUCACUCAGUGAUGUUACUGCAGGGCAACACUGGGCAACCCUGAGUGCAACCUGAGUGCAAGAGCCCCCAACAGAACCACACUGGCAAAGGUAAGGUACCUGGCAGGGUACUGGUGUCUGGAAGUCACCAUCCUGUAUAUUGGGUUACUGUCACCUGUGCCACAGUAAAGAGGCCUACCUACUAUGCAUACAGUUUUAGAAGUGACAUGCCUAAUUCAGAAUGAGGAGCUGAACAGGUAUGGACCUGGGUGAGUCUGUUUCCCAGGUGGUUUGGACACAAGAGCACAGGAUAUGAGUCUGGAGGUCCCCAGGGUGGACCACGGUGGGCAAGAAGCUCUGGAACUGCACAGAAGUCUUGUUGCCAUAGAAGAGAUACAUGCGGCCUGCAGCGGGUGGGUAAGGGCUCCAUCCAAGCUCCUCUGAUCCCAUACCCUGCCACCAGCCCAGCCAGGGGAUGCUGCCAACAACCCCUCCCCUCCAGCACCCCUUUCCACCUCUGGGCUACCGGGACACACCCAGGUUCUGCCGGAACUCAGACUUGACUCCGAUCUGCAGCAGCUGGUUCUCAAACAAGACCCCACUAUUCUUACACACGAACCUAGGCAGGGUGGUGGGAGUCAGAAUGGGAGGUGCUCCUGACCACCCAGCCUGUCCCCUACCUGUCCCCACUCCCCUGCCCACUUCUCACAGAACUCACUUAUUCAGCAGUUCAUCUGCUUCUGGAAUGGGAGGACCUAUGUCCUCAGGACCUGGGCUGGGGGAGAGGGAGAAGUGAGAUGCGUAGGGGACUGGGGGCUGGAGGAAGAGGCAACACUCUUGGAAGGCAGAUCCCCAGAACCUACAGGCCAAGCUUCCCCAGACAUCCACAGUUAUGGGAGAGGGACCCUUACAGAGGGAUCUCCCAAGAGCCCCAACUUUCACUGUUUUCUAACCCUUACAUUUGCCAAUCAUUGGGAACCCCUGGAGCCCACCCUGGGGACAUCCAUCAACCCAAAGCCAGAGACCACCCCUUACUCAGCAGCUGGAGCUGGGUCAGCCAACAAAGUCAUGGGGCUCUCAGGGGCAGGGGGCUCCAGCUCGCUGGGCCAUCCAAUCCCAGAGCAGACAGAGAAGACAGGUGUGGCAGGCAGCCAAUCCCAGAGAGGCAGCAAGAGGGCCAGGGAAAGAGAGGCAAGAGGAAGGAGAGAAGGAAGAGUGGACUGAGACACAGCGUUGGGAAAGGACAGCAAAGGGUAGCUGGAACAGCAGAAUCCAGACGGAAGGGGGUGGGUCUGAGUAGGACAAGGACAGGAGAUACCUGAGGAAGGCCUCCUCAGGGGUGGGACCCAGGCUGGGCUGUGCAGUGGGGCCGUCAGAGAAAACAUCCACCAGGAGGUUCCCGCCUACAGGAGCUGGGGGUGCAGCAGGGGGAGGGGCUGCCCGCAGCCCCAAGAGGUCCGCGGAGGGUGAGGGGGUUGACUGCAAUCAAGGUAAGACAGAGUAAAGGUGAGACAGGGCAAGGCACAGUGGACCCAGCCUGGGCACACGGUCCAUAAUUGGACUCACCACAUUGCUGGGGGUGGGCUCCACACCCCCAUUGAUGUCAUUGCUGCUGGUGUCCCUGCGGCUGUCAUCCAGGGCACUGGCUGCCCCAGGGCCCUUCUUACGCUUCAGCUUAGCCAAAAUGGAUGACUCCCGCUCAGGAAAUGGGGGCAUUUCUUCUAGCACAGUAGCC